CAUUUACGCUCGGCGCUGAGACCAAAUCCGUGCUCGCGCACGAAAUCCAUUUACACUCCAGUAGUAGAAGAGGGCCCUGAUCCAGUCGCGCUGCUCCGUACGUUAAACAAUCCGUUCGGUUGAAGCGGUAAAAACGUGUUAAAACGUACUGAAAGCGGCGGUGGUCCCUCGGCGAAUCACACUGACAGAGCAGGAGCGGUUUGGAGAGGAAGAAUGGCGGAUUCGAGCAGCACCGCAGCGGUCGGGGCCGCAGGCUCCAACAGCGCUGCUGCUGCCGGGGCGGCUGGCACGGUGGCGCAGGAUGGAGCGCCCGCAGCUGCGGGACCCAAGGCCGAGUCUGUUAAGGGCCAGAUUUUUGAUGUGGGCCCCCGCUACACGAACCUGUCCUACAUCGGGGAGGGGGCUUACGGAAUGGUUUGCUCUGCAAUGGACAACGUGACAAGCCAGCGUGUAGCCAUCAAGAAAAUCAGCCCAUUUGAGCACCAGACGUACUGCCAGCGCACACUGAGGGAAAUCAAGAUCCUGCUGCGUUUCCACCAUGAGAAUAUCAUCGGCAUCAACGACAUUCUCAGGGCACGACACCUUGACAACAUGAGGGAUGUCUACAUUGUGCAGACUCUGAUGGAGACGGACCUCUACAAGCUGCUGAAGACCCAGAGGCUGAGCAACGACCACGUUUGCUAUUUCCUCUACCAGAUCCUGCGAGGCCUCAAGUACAUUCACUCAGCCAACGUGUUGCACCGUGACCUCAAGCCCUCCAACCUGCUCAUCAACACCACCUGCGACCUCAAGAUCUGUGACUUUGGCCUGGCACGGAUAGCCGACCCCGAGCACGACCACACAGGUUUCUUGACCGAGUACGUGGCCACGCGUUGGUACAGGGCUCCAGAAAUCAUGCUCAAUUCAAAGGGCUACUCCAAGUCCAUUGACAUCUGGUCAGUUGGCUGCAUCCUGGCUGAGAUGUUGUCCAACAGGCCCAUCUUCCCCGGGAAACACUACUUGGACCAGCUCAACCACAUACUGGGCGUCCUUGGCUCUCCUUCUCAAGAUGAUUUGAACUGCAUUAUCAACAUGAAGGCGAGGAACUACCUGCAGUCCCUGCCUCAUAAACCCAGGAUCCCUUGGGAGAGUCUCUACAAGGCGGACUCAAAAGCUCUGGACCUGCUGGGACGCAUGUUGACCUUUAACCCCGUGAAGCGCAUUAGCGUUGAGGAGGCCCUGGCUCACCCUUACCUGGAGCAGUACUACGAUCCCACAGAUGAGCCGGUAGCAGAGGAGCCCUUCACUUUCUCCAUGGAACUGGAUGACCUUCCUAAGGAAAAGCUGAAGGAACUGAUCUACGAGGAAACUGCUCGUUUCCAGGAAACCUACCAGGGCUCCUGAGAUGCACAGCCCUAAAGAGUGACAAAGCCACACCGAGGCUUGGAACAAGAAGAUCCCAACGACAUGCUAAAACAAAAAGAAAAAUGCAUCUUCAAGAAACCAACAAAAAGAGAAAACAAGAAAUGAACAUUUAACGGCUUAUCUUUCUAUUUCUACUGCAGGAGAGCUAAGUUUUACUUUUUUUUUCUGGGGUGGGGUGGUAGGGGGUCUGUCGUACUGUUUCAGUUUUAACCAUGUUGGACUCUCCAUCCUCUCACCUCACAUUUGUUUUCCCGUUAAAGGUCCUUCCUCAUCCCAUCCCAUUUACAGUAACUCACUGUUUCUCACCUGUCCUGAUCCAACCCUUUUUCUGCCUCUCCUGCAGCUGUUACUGGAGCUCUCUCUGUUGCUCCCUUUCAUAUAAACUACUGUAUUAACCAACACCAUAACUCUCUUGUCUUGCGCCAUGUAAAUCACUACCUGGAAAAAUUGAGGGCUAUAAGAACGGGGAUGCUAAUCGGGUGUAUGUAUAUACAAAAAUUUAAAAGCUUA
Molecule: messenger RNA, 1914 nt
Organism: Etheostoma spectabile (orangethroat darter)
Lineage: Eukaryota; Metazoa; Chordata; Actinopteri; Perciformes; Percidae
Gene: mapk3
Product: mitogen-activated protein kinase 3
Exons: 9
Coding region: 214-1383 (389 amino acids)
Biological process (GO): protein phosphorylation
Molecular function (GO): ATP binding; MAP kinase activity
Source: RefSeq, a predicted model, not a curated record